Molecule: messenger RNA, 1262 nt
Organism: Rhododendron vialii
Lineage: Eukaryota; Viridiplantae; Streptophyta; Magnoliopsida; Ericales; Ericaceae
Product: F-box protein At1g11270-like
Exons: 1
Coding region: 69-1247 (392 amino acids)
Molecular function (GO): protein binding
Source: RefSeq, a predicted model, not a curated record
UCCGCACUCAUUAUGGAAAACCUCUUUGAAAAUCCAAAUCAAACAAGGAUCCAUAUAGAGCUAUAUAAAUGUUAGAUUUUGUUGUAGGUUCCCCGCAUACCAUCCCCAUGGCAAUCAACCAGGAGAUGCCGGAAGACGUGUUGAUGCUUAUUCUAUCUCGACUCCCAGUGAAAUCACUCCUCCGAUUCAAAUCUAUCUCCAAAUACUGGUACGCUCUCAUCCAAAAUCCUAGCUUCAUCUCCCUCCGCUACUACGCCCGCGCCCAAUCCAAAAACGACUCCCUCCUUGUCAACCGAUCCCUUGCACCCCAUUCCGAAUCCACCCUCUCCUUGGUCUCCGACGAAACUCCAAUCCACGAUCUGUACGUACCUUUUUCCGGUUCACAAGUUAAAGGUCUUUGCUUCGUCGGGUCUUCCAACGGCAUCGUUUGUCUCACCAGUUGCUCCUCCGAAAUCAUGUUAUGGAACCCCGCAACGGGAGAAUUCAGGGUACUCCCGGGACGCCCUUAUCAUCCGUGGCACACUACCAAUCUAGGGUUUGCUUUUGAUCCCAAAACCAAUGAUUAUAAAGUGCUUAGCGUUGCGAGGUUUAUUAAUACGAGCGCUGAUGAUAGAGUUCACAUCUACCAUAUGAGUAUGGACUCGUGGAGAGAAAUCGACGUCGCUGCGGUGCCCAAAGAAAUCCGACGCAGCCAUCAGCCUUAUCAUCCGACAUGGUUGGAUGGGGCGUUUUAUUGGAUAGCUCCUGACUCUAGCGGUCGUUAUAAAAUUAUUGCUUUCCACAUGUUCGACGAAGUGUUCGAACAAGUAUUUUUACCCAUGGAUGUUAUCUGCAGUAAGUUAGCGUCCAGCCUUAACGUUCUGAGGGACUCCCUCGCCCUUGUUACUUUGGAGUUUGACGAGUUGGCAAUAGAGGAGCCAUGCCUUGGCAUAUGGUUAAGGGAUGGAAACGGAGUUAAAGAUCCUUGGAAUAAAAAGUACAGUAUUGGACCCAUUUUAGUACAUAUUAAGGCAUUUCAAAUUUUGCAAAAUGGCGAGUUUCUUCUUCUUCUUCUAGGGGGCCACAAUUGCUGGAUGGUGUCGUACAACCUUGAUACCCAAAUUAUAAAAGACUAUGGUGAAGUCUACACCGAUUCCGGAUCAGCUUAUGAUCAGUUUUGUGAGUUUCAAGCUAUUUCGUACACAGAGAACUUAGUUUCAGUCAAGAGACGUGUUUAUGAUUUGCGCAAAGCAACUACUAGCUCCUGAUAUUUAGUCCUUUUA